AGGUCUUUCAUAAUUAUUGAAGUACAAGCUAAGCAUAGCACCAUGGAGAAAGUGAUUGAACAGCAGCUGGCAAAGAAUCUCAAAGUUGUGGAAGACUUUGUAGAUGCAGAAAUUGAAAGGAUUGAUAAGAUGGAUGGAGAAGAAUUGGAUGCAAUAAGAAAUCAGCGUCUGGAAGCACUGAAGAAGCAGGCUGAGCAAAAGCAACACUGGAAACAACAGGGUCAUGGUGGAUACUCUGAGCUCCCAGAAGAGAAGGAGUUCUUCAAUGUAACGAAACAGUCAGAGAAUGUGAUCUGUCACUUCUAUCGAGACAGUGCCUUCCGCUGUAAGAUCGUUGACAAACAUCUCAAUAUCCUGGCUCCAAAGCAUAUUGAAGCCAGAUUCAUCAAACUGAAUGCUGACAAGACACCUUUUCUUGCUGAGAGACUGAAGAUUAGAGUAAUCCCGACAAUUCUCCUGGUCAAGAAUGGGAAGACCAAAGAUUACAUUGUGGGCUUCACAGAUCUGGGAAACCAUGAUGAAUUCUCCACAGAGAUGCUAGAAUGGAGGAUUGCCCAGGCAGAUGUUAUUGAAUACAAUGGAGAUCUAUUGACACCCCCAGAUGCCUCAAAGUCAGAAAGGGCCAGGCCCUCAUUGUUGACUGGAAAGAAGAAGACAAUAAGGGAGAAGGGAGGCAAUAGCGAUGAAUCUGAUGAUGAUGAUUGGUGAAAAAUGUUGUGCAACUUUCAUUGUGAAGUGCCUCAUUCCACUCUCUUUUUUUGCAUUUUUUUUAUUUUUACCAUGAUACUACAUGCAAGUCUUGCUCUUCAGAGAUUCUCUUAUAUAUUCUUAUGCAUGAUUAUGCAUAUGAUUCUCUUAUGCAUGCUAAGAUCUAAUGGACUGACUAGUAUAAGAAUGAAUAAGAGGUCUUCAUACUAAGUUCUGAUGGUGGUUUAAAUAUUGUAACACGAAUGUGGUGGUGUUCCUCAAAAAACUAUCUGAAAUCAAAAGCAGAAAGCAGUAUGGCUUCUGUCAAGAAACAGCAUUGAAGCAAAAUGUAUUUGUGUUUUUCCUGCUGUGCAGCUUCAUUUGAACUAUCCUUUUUUGGCAUUACUUUCACCUAGUAAUCCUGAGAAAUCUACAGUUGGCCAGUUGUCAUGUGAAUUGAACAUGGUUCACCAAAAUUAUGUGAAUAAUUGUUUAAGGAACUCAAAGGAUAUUCUUUUCAAAUGGUGGAUACAAAAGUAAAUGGGGUUAAUUCCUAUUUACUGGCUUGUUCAUCCUACUGGGACUCUCAGUCAGAUAGCCAUGACCCAUAUUGCCUCAUAACCCUGAAAAGAACUGAAUUGGCUUACAUAUGAAUUGGAGCUCCUUAUGGCGCAAAAAUAAGUAACUGGAUACGACUGGCCGUUGCUAUUUUAAAGGCGAGUUUAGUGACACAUGGAGGACAGAACUGGGUCUGUCCAUGGUGUCGGAUGUGACAUCCGGAGUAAUAUUUUGAGUAUACAAAAUGAAUCUAACUGUAUUAUGGAUGACAAAUCAGCAUAUAAAGGCUGUAACAAUUUGCUUUGGGUAGUGACUGAAAAUUCCAUAAUUCAAAGUCUUGCACUCUCUCUUUUGUUAAAGGUGUACCUAUGUGCAAAGAAAAGUGACAGACAUGACAUUUCGUGAACCUCAAGUUUAAGUCACUUGCUCUAAUGUUCACAUAUCUGUCAUUGAGCGGAUCCUAAUAAUUUAAUUUCAUGUUCAUUCUACGGAUGGAAUGAACGCCUGGAAUUAGUGUAAGACACCCCAAGAUGACAACACUUGAAACAGAAAAUAAGCUUAUUUUGUGACAGUGUUGGAUGUGACAUGUUCUGAAAAUGUAUUUUGAAACGAGAAGUCUGUACAUAUAUUUUUUACUUUAUUUUAAAGAUAUCAUUCAAAUGUGAACAAUUUACAUCUAUUCUUCACACCUGAGCUAAUUUGAAAUUAUCAGUAUGCAUGGAAAGCCCAUCCUGGAAUCUCUUCCAGUAGUCUAAUUCAGUCUCUCCAGAUUUGCAUUUUCAUCACAUUUUUGAGUAUCAUGAG
Messenger RNA from Darwinula stevensoni, 2049 nucleotides. The record is from the annotation of a GenBank genome assembly. Lineage: Eukaryota; Metazoa; Arthropoda; Ostracoda; Podocopida; Darwinulidae.